Molecule: messenger RNA, 1623 nt
Organism: Merops nubicus (carmine bee-eater)
Lineage: Eukaryota; Metazoa; Chordata; Aves; Coraciiformes; Meropidae
Gene: CUL9
Product: cullin 9
Exons: 11
Coding region: 1-1623 (540 amino acids)
Molecular function (GO): zinc ion binding
Source: RefSeq, a predicted model, not a curated record
AUGGCAAUGCUGCAGGUGCCAAUGGGGCACACCCUUAGUCCAGAAGAGGCCAAGCUGCUCAUGAACCAGACAGUACAGCAGGUCCAGGAUACCCUGAGCAUCUCAAAUGAUGUUGCUCGGCACCUCCUCAUGCACUGCAGGUGGAAUGUGGAUUUCCUGAUCCAGCGCUAUGUGGAGAACCGUGAAGCUCUGCUCAUCUCCUCGGGGCUGCAAGUACAGAACGCCCAGCCCCCGCCCAGCCCAGGGACCCCCUGCCCAGUCUGUGUGAACCAGCUGUGUCCCACUGAGAAGCCACCAAUGCUCUGCUGCAUGCACUACUGCUGCAAGCCCUGCUGGAAGGAGUACCUCACCACCCGCAUUGAGCAGAGCAUGAUUGUCAGCUGCACCUGCCCCAUAUCCGAGUGCCACGCGCAGCCAACGACAGCCUUCAUUUGUUCCAUUGUUUCCUCUGAGGAGAUCAUAGCCAAGUAUGAAAACGCCCUCUUCAGAGGCUUUGUUGAGUGUUGCUCCAAUCUGACGUGGUGCACAAACCCUCAGGGUUGCGAUCAGAUCCUCCUUAAAGAUGGACUUGGCUAUGGGGCAGCCUGUUCCAAGUGCUCCUGGAUAUCCUGCUUCAACUGCAACUUCCCAGAGGCCCAUUAUCCUGCCAGCUGCAGCCACAUGUCUCAGUGGGUGGAUGAUGAUGGGUACUAUGAGGGAAUGACAAGUGAAGCCCAAAGCAAACAUCUGGCUAAGCUCAUUUCGAAGCACUGCCCAAGCUGCCAGGCUCAAAUAGAGAAAAAUGAGGGGUGCCUGCAUAUGACGUGUGCAAAGUGCAAUCACGGCUUCUGUUGGCGCUGCCUCAAGCCCUGGAGGCCGACUCAUAAGGAUUAUUACAACUGCUCUGCUAUGGUGAGUAAAGCAGCUUGGCAGGAGAAGCGUUUUCAGGACUACAACGAGAGGUGCACCUUUCAUCAUCAUGCAAAGGAAUUUGCUGUGAGCCUGAGGAACAGGGUUUCUUCCAUCCGUGAGAUGACAAAUAUUAGGACUUCGACCUUUGUUCUUGAUGCCUGCAAAGUGCUAGAACGGGCGCGGAAGGUGCUGGCCUACUCCUGUGUGUACAGCUAUUAUACCCAGGACACUGAGAGCAUGGAUGCUGUGGAACAGCAGACUGAGAGCCUGGAGCUGCACACUAAUGCUCUGCAGAUCCUGCUGGAGGACAGCCUGCUGCGGUACGAGGACGUGGCCACUGCUCUCCAGCUGCUGCCAGCAGAGCGUUUGGGCGCUGGCUUGGAGCUGCUGCGCCGCAUCGAGGAGCGGCUCUUCGCAAUCCUCUGGCACUCCGCACAGGAUUUCCAUGUUGGGCUCCAGACUUUGGCAGAUCCUGGUCAGAGAAAGGGGAAACUCUCAAAUGUGCCUUCUUCAGCCCCUGCCUGUAUAGGGCCAAAAUGCACCAACUUCUGUGACACUUGCAACACAGACGAAGCUGGCAAAGAGGUUGAAGUUGAGGAGUAUGAAUCCCAAUGGCAGGAAGACUAUGAUGAUGAUGACGACGACCUUGAUGAAGACAACUUUCUGUUUGAUGACGAGUCAGAUAACCUUGAUUGUGACUCCUACUUUGAUGAUGAUGAUGCCUAUGACUAG